Messenger RNA from Cicer arietinum (chickpea), 1519 nucleotides. RefSeq names its product epi-neemfruitin B synthase L1AT-like. Lineage: Eukaryota; Viridiplantae; Streptophyta; Magnoliopsida; Fabales; Fabaceae. The record is from RefSeq and is a predicted model, not a curated record.
CGUAACUUCUUUGAUAUAAUACUUAUUACUUAUUAGGAACAAAGGAUCAAUAGAAUAACAUAGUGAAGUAUGGAAAUGGAAAUAAUAUCAAGAGAAAUCAUAAAACCCUCCUCACCAACUCCUCCUCACCUCAAAAAUUUUCCUCUCUCUUUCAUAGAUCACAUCACUUUCCGCAACUAUGUUCCCUUACUUUUCUUUUACGAUGAUACCAAAGUUUGUGACCAAACAUCCAAAAUCUCACACCUCAAGAAUUCUUUAUCUCAAAUUCUAUCCAUAUAUUACCCCUUUGCAGGUAGGUUCAAAGAUCAAGUUUCAAUAGAAUGCAAUGACCAAGGUGUAUCGUUUUUAGUCGCAAAUAUUGGAACAAAAUUAUCAACAAUUCUCCAAAAUCCAAAUCAAAAUUUGUUGAACCCUUUGUUCCCCGAUGAAUUACAAUGGAAGACCGCGAAUUGGAGUGAAAGUAUAUUAGCCAUUCAGAUAAAUUGUUUUGCAUGUGGAAGAAUUGUAAUAAGCGUGUGCGCGUGUCACAAAAUUAUAGAUGCUUCAACUGCUUUUAAUUUUGUAAACGAUUGGGCCGAAAUUAAUCGUGAAAAACAAAAGUCAAAGUCAAUAUUAUCGAUAUUACCAUACAACGCACUUUAUGCGGGAGGUACAAUAUUCCCACGUGCGACUUUUCCAAUUUUUCCGGAAGUUGAGUUUGUAAAACACGAAGCAAUAGUGUGCAAAAGGUUUGUGUUUGAAGCUUCUAAGAUAAAGUUACUUAAGGGUAUGAUGGUAAAUUCUCAUUCCAACCCGGUGAAAAAUCCCACACGUGUAGAAGUUGUUACUGCAUUGAUUUAUAAGUGUGCAGUUUCUGCAUUGGGACUAAAUUUUAAAACGACGUCGCUUCGAAUGGCCGUGGAUCUUCGUAGAAGAAUGGUUCCUCCGUUGUUGGAUAAAAGUGUAGGAAACUUGGUUUGGUUCUUAUUUGUUAUUAACCCGGAACUACAUGAUGUGGUAUGCAAAAUUAGAGAAGGAUUGUGUGAGUUUUGUGAGAUUUAUCCGAAGAAAUUUGGAGGGAAGGAAAAGGAUUUGUCAUUUAUAUUAGAAUGUUUAAAACAAGUUACCACUAAUUCAAAUGCAGAGAAUCAGAGUUUAAUAAUUUAUGCUAGUUGGUGUAGGUUUCCAAUGUAUGAAGCUGAUUUUGGGUGGGGGAAACCAAUAUGGGUGACAACUAGUGCUUGUCCCGCGAGGAAUGCGAUAGUUUUGAUGGAUACGAGAGAUGGAGAUGGGAUUGAAGCCCUUGUGAAUAUGGAACAGAAUGAUAUGGUCAUUUUUCAACGUCACGUGGAACUCUGUCAAUAUGCCUCUCUUAAUCCGAGUAUUAUAGCUAAUGACUCUAACUAAAUCAAUAUGUAGGUAUAUUCAUCAUGUUUAAAUUUGUAUAGAAUUUAUAGUUAUUAGUAACAAUGCUAUGUAACCUUCAAGUGAUGUACUGGAUAAUUUAACACUCCAUAAGAACAUUGUUUUCUUUACACAA